Molecule: messenger RNA, 2016 nt
Organism: Botrytis byssoidea
Lineage: Eukaryota; Fungi; Ascomycota; Leotiomycetes; Helotiales; Sclerotiniaceae
Exons: 1
Coding region: 1-2016 (671 amino acids)
Source: RefSeq, a predicted model, not a curated record
AUGGACGAAGCAAGCAAGCUUGUAAGGGAGCUGUCUAACAAGCUUACCGAGCUUGAUCAUAAGGUUGAUUUAUAUCGAAAGGAUAUGAAUAAGGAAUAUAUUAAGUAUGAAGAGGAUUUAUUAAAGAAUGUCUCUCCAAACAUUUCCCAGACCGUUUCAAGAAUGAUUGCCGAAGAAUUAAAGAAUUAUAAGGCUCUUUAUCCAUUCGCCGAAAAUCUCGAUACCGAUAACCUGGACUCAUGCGCCAAAAUUACAAACACAGGCACAGGCACAGGUACAGACACAGGCACAGGCACAGGCAACAACAAUCCCAGUUCCAGUCCCGGUUCCAGUCAUAACCCUAUUUCCAAUGGUAACAACACAAUCGCAAUCACAAGCACGCCGCAUGAGAAUUCAAAUGUGAUGACCAACGGAAUUUCCACGGCAAUGGAGUCACAAUUAGGUUUCGGUACCUCGGCGUCAAUAGCUCCUAACAAUACGAAGAAGGUAGUAGCAGCAGCAGCAGCAGCAGCAGAAGAAGAAGAGCGUCCGAGAAGUCCACAUGCGCGAGAGAAGGAAUUCACAGGAGUCUUUACACCAAGUUAUCUGCCAUUGUUAGAUUCUUGUAGUCGAUACGAACGAAAAUCAAAUUCGAAUACCGAACUCAAUAACAAGUCGAAAGAUAUACAAAUGGAUACCUCAUCGCAAUCACAGUCACAGUCACAGUCACAGUCGCUUGUUGAUGCAAGUACAGAUACUAGAUCUUUGAAUGCUUCUCCAGAUCCCAGAAGUCCUUCGAUACCCAAACGGAAAAAUACCGAUGAAAUUUCGAUCGCAUCCAAUAGUAGUAGUGAUGGACCACGUCGCAGAAGCGCUUUACGAAGAACAUCUACUAGUUCAAAGAAUACAAGUCCUCGAAGGGUUCGUUUUGAUGUGGAAGGAGAAGAGGUCUUACCAACAGCAUCGCCCAAAGAAUUGGAGCCAAUGCUUCCACCUUCCUUCUCAGAUGAUUCAGACGAUGAGGCUGGUUCGGAAAUGGUCGAGGAUAUCGAUGCGCCACCACCAAAAAGAAUAUCUUCCUCACAGGCAUUAAGAGCCUUGUCGAGAGGUCCUCUAGAGGAUGACGGAACACAAUGGACCACCGUCGUUGCUCCGCCAGAUGGUUCGGCUUCGGUUGAUACUCUGGAAGAUGAUGGUUACACUACCAAUUACUUCGAUUCUAGACCAACGCCUAUCGCGCCUCGAGACGAAAAUAUCCCACCAGUCUCCAUACCGACGAAAAUAUCACAACCCGAACCACAAGCUCAAGUGAAACAUAUAGAGGCUCUACCGGAGGAUGAUGCAGAUGUUCCAUCGGAUGAUGAUAUGUUGGAUAUGCCGUCUUUGCGACAAAUGAGAAGUUACAACAAACAACCUGCGAGCAUUCUAUCGCCGAAAAAGAAUGAGAACCCAGAACCAGCAAUCUCCCCUUUGCAGAUGAACUCGCCAAGCAAACCACUUACACUCGAGACUAUGGAACCUAGAGGAAAGGGUGAUGAGAAGACAGCCAGCUUGACCUUUCAGGACGAUGAACAAGAGGAUUUGUUUUCCUUUGACGAAAACCCAAGUCUCGGAAGCCGUCCUCAGGAUGAAGAAGAUGAAUCGGAUAUAGAAGAACCUACUUCGCCAAGUAUCGAAGAAAGUCCCGACAAUGUCGAACUUUCUAAAUCUCCUGCUCGUCCAAUUCCUAAUGAUUUCAGUAAUAAGAAAGUAACAAUAGCUCCUGCUCCUGCACAUGGCAUCGUUGGUUCUUACAAAGGCCGUCCAUUCAGCAUGCCAGUCGUCAACGAUGCAGUACAUGCCAGUGCCGCGUCAAUGGGUGCUAUGAAUUCAUUUGUUGGAAGUGUCAAUGGUCGCAGUGGACUUGACGCAAGCGAUGUCUUGAGUUAUAGAGCAAGUGGAGGAGUGGGUAGUUUUUCCGGAACCCCAAAGAGUAUGAGUGAAAGGAUGAUGAUGGAUGAUUUGAUGGAGGCAGAGGGAGAAAAUCAGAAGAAUUAG